AUGAGGUGGAAGAUCUCCUCCCGAGUCUGCUCAGCCUCCAUCGUGUCGCUGUCCCAGAUUUCUGGCUUCUACUUGCCGUCACGAGCCUCGUGUUGCUUCGUUCAGACAUCCAACAUCCAGCGCAUCUGGAGUAACUACCACAGCAACUCACAUACCAUGUCGAACCCCAGCAACUCCGACGUUAGGACCCAAAAGUCAUUGCUCCAGGUCCUGAAUGAUUGUGACAAGUCAGCAGCCCUCACGCCCUUUCCCAUCCCACAAGCGGAUCUCAAGAAGUACACAGAUACCAUCAACAGCUACUAUCAUUUUAUCAUACCCUCGGUCGGGGUCACGUUGGGCUACGUGGUUCCGUCGGUGGCCGCAGCCUUUCGUGACCAACCUGGUUGGGUUCUGGAUGAGGAUGCCGCCCCAAGAACCUUGGCUCUGGUUGGUGGUGACGACAAAGAAUCGAGAUCAGCGCUGGUUGAGGAGACUCUCUUAAGACUUCGAUCCGAGGGUAAAUUCGUCAUCCUGUCCCGUUGGCGCAAUGAGGUGAAACCUGUCUACGGCCCCCGUGGUCAGAUGCUGUUCGCUAUCGAGCGAGCCGCUGCACCGCUGCUGGGAGUGUUGACAUACGGUAUCCAAAUUACUGCCUUCACGAGGCCUGCCAAGGGUGAGCAACCCAAGAUCUGGGUCCAAAAACGCUCGAAGGAUGUCAAGUUUUACCCAGGCUUCUUGGACAACACUGUGGCGGGAGGCAUGCCCAUCGACGAGGAGCCACUUGUAACUGCUACCCGAGAGGCUUCCGAAGAGGCAUCUUUGGGUCUAGAUAUCGUCAAGACCAACAUCAAACCUUGCGGAACGGUGUCGUACAUGCACCUGCGCGACGGCCUCGCCGUUGGAGAGGUCGGUCUCAUCCAGCCGCAGGUCGAGUUCCUGUUCGAGCUCGAGCUGCCGGCCGAUGUUGAACCAAGCCCUUCUGACGGCGAGGUGGAGUGGUUCAAACUGUACGAUGUCAAUCAGAUCAGAGACGAACUAGUCAAAGGCAAUUUCAAACCGUCAUACUCCGUUGUGAUCCUUGACUUCCUCGUCCGCCACGGCCUGCUGCACGCCGGAAAUCUGCCCGACUUCGUCGAGAUCACGACCAGGCUGCAUCGCCCCUUCGAAUUUCCCAUUGGGUAUAGAACUAACCCCUGA
Messenger RNA from Diaporthe amygdali, 1176 nucleotides. RefSeq lists its product as uncharacterized. Gene Ontology annotation, molecular function: 8-oxo-dGDP phosphatase activity. NCBI's taxonomy places the organism in Eukaryota, Fungi, Ascomycota, Sordariomycetes, Diaporthales, Diaporthaceae. The record is from RefSeq and is a predicted model, not a curated record. Bases 1 to 1176 code for a protein of 391 amino acids. The transcript is spliced from 3 exons.